GGCCGCGGAAUAACACACAUAGACCUCCUCUGGGAAGGACGGACGGGUAAGGAGAGUUGAACACAAGAGUGAGAAGCAGAGGGUGCAACUCUGAGCUUUUAUUAUUCCAAACUGCGGCCUCCCAUCCCCCUAGAGUUUGUCUCCCAGCAGCAGCACGUCACACCCUCACGCACCUCUAGGCUGAAGGUGCGGCUGCUGGGGAUCAUGGGACUCUGGGGACUGGCGCAAUUCUCCACGGUUUUACAUGGACUUCAACACUGACUAGUACACAGGGAAACUGGAAGCAAUGGAGACCGGACGUUCUAUAUAAAUAUCCGAUAUAGUGACAUCUUUAACCCUUUGCACCGUAUCAUUACAAGGCACAGAACUACAGGCACUUGCUUGUAUCAGCAAUCAUGGCACUGAAAGCCCGGGCAUUGUAUAGCUUUCAGGGUGAGAAUAAGGAAGAGAUCAAUCUCAUGGAAAAUGAAGAGCUGCAACUGCUCAGUGAUGUGUCUCUUGAUGGGUGGCUUCAAGGAACCAACAGCAGAGGUCAAACGGGCCUUUUUCCAGCCUCCUAUGUGGAGAUUCAGAGCUCACGCUCUGGCUCUGUCCAAGUAGAUUAUUCAGGUAACGCUCGAGAAUAUACAGAUCCCCCUCACCAGGGAAGUUAUGAUGAUGAUGAUGAGGAAGAUGAUGAUGAUUGGGACGACUGGGAUGAUGGACAAACUGUGGUGGAUGAACCCAGUGGUUCCAAUGGUGUCUCACGUAGUGAGCUGCAGCACCACCAUCAUUAUUCAAGGCCAGAAUAUUCUCACCGCCCAAGACCAGCUCUAGAACGCCAGGACAGUAUAGCAAGUGGGAAGAGAGGCAGUGUGGUGGGACGCAAUUUGAACAGGUUCUCCAGCUUUGUGAGGUCUGGUGUGGAGGCAUUUGUUCUGGGGGAUGUCCCUCAAUUUGGAGGAGUGGCUGAAAGCCAUGCCAUAGAGAUGGCGCCCAAAGGGCCACAGUGGAAGGCAAAUCCCCGCCCUUUUAACUGCUCGGUGGAGGAACCUACAAAACAAACAAAGUUUAAAGGAAUCAAGAGUUACAUUUCAUACAGAUUGACCCCUGAUCACAGCAAUUCUCCUGUUUACCGUCGCUACAAACACUUUGACUGGCUUUAUAACCGCUUGUUGCACAAAUUCACAGUAAUAUCUCUGCCUCAUCUCCCAGAAAAACAGGCCACUGGUCGCUUUGAGGAGGACUUCAUCCAAAAGCGCAAACGUCGUCUAGUCUUAUGGAUGGACCACAUGACCAGCCACCCUGUUCUCUCACAGUAUGAUGGGUUUCAGCAUUUUUUGGGUUGUCAAGAUGAAAAACAGUGGAAGGCAGGUAAAAGGAGGGCUGAAAGAGAUGAAUUAGUGGGUGCUAGCUUCCUACUAACUCUGCAGCUACCUACAGAGCAUCAGGAUCUUCAGGAUGUGGAAGAGAGAGUAGAUGUCUUCAAGGCAUUUUCCAAAAAGAUGGAUGAAAGUGUUCUUCAGUUGAGCAGUGUGGUAUCUGAAUUGGCUCGUAAACAUCUGGGAGGCUUUCGCAAAGAGUUUCAAAAACUGGGGGCUGCCUUUCAAGGUCUUAGCCACUCUUUCCAGCUUGACCCUCCUUAUAGCUCAGAGCCUUUGGUGGGGGCCAUUUCUCAUACUGGCCGCACUUAUGAAGCAGUGGGAGAAAUGUUUGCCGAACAGCCCAAGAAUGAUCAAUUCAGGUUUUUGGAUACAUUAUCCUUAUAUCAAGGCUUGCUGUCCAACUUUCCAGACAUCAUUCACCUUCAGAAAGGUGCAUUUGCCAAGGUUAAGGACAGCCAGCGGAUGAGUGAUGAAGGUAGGAUGGAGCAGGAUGAAGCAGAUGGAGUCAGAAAACGUUGCCGUGUAGUGGGUUUUGCUCUUCAGGCAGAAAUAAACCAUUUUCACCAGAGGAGGCUUCUGGACUUCAAGCAGGCCAUCCAGCAUUACCUAAAGGAACAAAUUAUCUUCUACCGAAGGGUCAGUCAGGAGCUGGAGAAGACCUUGCACUUAUAUGACGAGCUGUGACACAGAUGACGUGACACCAGAUGACUAGAUGCUGUACCUGCCUAGCAUAGCAUCCUAUAUUCAUCUUAUACUAAACCUUUUUGUUAUCACCAAGGUGCCUCUUACUGUAGGGAAAGUAUUGUGCAUUAAAAUGUCCCAGCUGGAAAGGGCCACAUCAGGAUUUAAACAACAGACACUACUCCCACAGCUCAUAUAGAGCCUACUUACUAUGAGAUGCUGGUGCGAAGGGGUAUGUUCGGGACAAAGAGAUUUAUCACUGGGUGUGUAUAUUUGUGAUGAGGUGCUGCUGCUGUGUUACAAGAGCAAUAAUAAAUCAAAGCUUUAUCUUUU
Xenopus laevis (African clawed frog) is the source of this 2378-nucleotide messenger RNA. RefSeq names its product sorting nexin 33 S homeolog (gene snx33.S). Gene Ontology annotation, molecular function: phosphatidylinositol binding. Gene Ontology annotation, biological process: endocytosis; mitotic cytokinesis; endosomal transport. Gene Ontology annotation, cellular component: membrane; cytosol; plasma membrane. The transcript is spliced from 5 exons. The record is from RefSeq and is a predicted model, not a curated record. The coding region runs from base 396 to 2048 and encodes 550 amino acids. NCBI's taxonomy places the organism in Eukaryota, Metazoa, Chordata, Amphibia, Anura, Pipidae.